Phodopus roborovskii (desert hamster) is the source of this 1473-nucleotide messenger RNA. RefSeq names its product NAD(P)H quinone dehydrogenase 1 (gene Nqo1). Bases 76 to 900 code for a protein of 274 amino acids. Gene Ontology annotation, cellular component: cytosol. Gene Ontology annotation, molecular function: NAD(P)H dehydrogenase (quinone) activity. NCBI's taxonomy places the organism in Eukaryota, Metazoa, Chordata, Mammalia, Rodentia, Cricetidae. The record is from RefSeq and is a predicted model, not a curated record. The transcript is spliced from 6 exons.
GCAGGGUCGUCCUGGCAACCAGCUGCUCAGCCAAUCAGCACCUUGUACUGUGAUCCGCCUUCAACAUCUGGAGCCAUGGCUGUGAGAAGAGCCCUGAUUGUACUGGCCCAUUCAGAGAGGACAUCAUUCAACUACGCCAUGAAGGAGGCUGCUGUAGAGGCUCUAAAGAGGAAAGGAUGGGAGGUGGAUGAAUCUGACCUCUAUGCUAUGGACUUUAACCCUAUCAUUUCCAGAAAGGAUAUCACAGGUAAGCUGAAGGACUCUGAGAACUUUCAGUACACUUCUGAGUCAACGCUAGCAUAUAAGGAAGGCCGCCUGAGCCCAGAUAUCGUGGCUGAACAGAAAAAGCUCGAAGCUGCAGACCUCGUGAUAUUUCAGUUCCCACUGCAAUGGUUUGGAGUGCCCGCCAUUCUGAAAGGUUGGUUUGAGCGAAUACUUGUUGCAGAAUUUGCCUAUACAUAUGCCACCAUGUAUGACAAGGGCCCUUUCAAGAAUAAGAAGACCUUGCUUUCCAUCACCACUGGGGGCAGCGGCUCCAUGUACUCUCUUCACGGUGUCCACGGGGACAUGAACAUCAUCCUGUGGCCAAUUCAGAGUGGCAUUCUGCAUUUCUGUGGCUUCCAGGUCUUGGAACCACAGCUGGUGUACAGCAUUGGCCACACCCCACCAGAAGCCCGGACUCAGAUCCUGGAAGGGUGGAAGAAGCGCCUGGAAACUAUCUGGGAUGAGACACCGCUCUAUUUUGCACCAAGCAGCCUAUUUGACCUAAACUUUCAGGCAGGGUUCUUACUGAAAAAAGAGGUCCAAGAGGAGCAGAGAAAGAACAAAUUUGGCCUUUCUGUGGGCCAUCACUUGGGCAAGUCCAUUCCAGUUGACAGCCAGAUCAAAGCUAGAAAAUAAGGGUUUUUUCCCCCUAACACGUAGUUAAACCUAGUUAUUAUUUUUCCAGCUUACCUGACUUUGUUUUGUUUUGUUUCCCUUAUUCCACAAGGAUAGGAAAAGAAGUAGGCUCACUUCAUACAUUUGUGGAUAGUUCUAUCACCAAGUGUACAGCUGUGACAACAAUAUGACGUCCAAAAUCAGAUUAGGUGCCACAGGUCAUUUGGGAUAUGAAGCAGGGGUAGGGAGGGGGUAUGGAAGCUGGAAGCUAUUCCUUUAGGUCAUCGAGGCAAUAUAAUCCUUUUCUUAGGGCUAGCCCUGGCUACAUGACAUUCACCUCUCCGAAGAUUUGUUUCUUUUAAUUAACUCUCUGUAGUUUAGGGCUUAGGGGAAUUGCUUAGAGAAAACAAUGGCUAAGGGACUGACUUGCUUUAGCAGUUAGCAAGCUAAAGCCUGUUUAUGAUACAUUCUGGUUUCAAUUACUGUGCAGUAACUGGCGUGCCUCCCAGGGGCAUUUCUCUCCAGCUCUUUUCUAUCUUGUACACAGCACACACAGGUCCUGGGAAAUGAAUAUUAAAACAGAUCUUGGUCUCA